AGAACAUGUUAAACUUAUUCUGAUUGAGUGCAUAUUGUACCCCCUCUCACUAAUUCAUUGUGUAACAUAUGUUAUGUUCGGGCCCGCUGCACCCAGAUUUCAUAAAGGUUUAAACUGUAGGACACAGUUGGCCUCUGUAAUAUCUGAAACUCCUCAUAUAUCCAGACAAAGUUGCAAGUCAUAUGCAGUUGCAGUCAUAUUUAAAGCAUGGGAAUCUUUCCUCUCCAUCCUUUGUCACUUGUAUUUCAGUUGUUUCACAAUUGUUUUUAUGCUUGUCUCUAUACCAUGUACACUUCUCUCCAAAACUAUACACACAGUGGGCUUUACAGACACACACCAGAGCACAUCGCUCUUCCGAAUUUAUGAAGAAGUGGUCAUUAAAUACAUUUUGUAUCAAAGCAAUGCAAACGUAUCCAUAGUUAAGUUCACAAAGUUUGCUGAUAUGGUGAAUGUGUUAAGUCAUCUUCAUAUCGCAUAUGAUGUGAUUGAAAAAUUAGCUUGUUGUGAUGUUUAUGAAUGCCCUUCUCACUAAGUUGAAUGGGCUGUAAUGUGAUGUUUUCUGUCUCAGUGUCUGAAGUCCAGGCUGUUUAUCCUAAACCAGCGACCAGAGAGGAGUUCUCACAGUACUCCUGUCACUUCACACUGGAUCCAAACACAGCAAACAGAAACCUCCAUCUGUCUGAGGGGAACAGGAGGGUGGAGAGGAGAGCUGAGGUCCAGUCAUACCCUGAACAUCCAGAAAGAUUUGAUGGGUAUUGUCAGGUGCUGGGUAGAGAGGGUGUGUCUGGACACUGCUACUGGGAGGUUGAGUGGAGUGGGGGGGUUCAUAUAUCAGUCUCAUAUAAAAGCAUCAGCAGGAGAGGAGGGCUUAAUGAGUGUAUGUUUGGAUUUAAUGAUCAGUCCUGGAGUCUGCAGCUCUCCAACAGCAGCUCUCUUUUCUGGCACAAUGCUAAACAAACUGAACUCCCUCUAGUGGCCAGCUCCAGAAUAGGAGUGUAUGUGGAUCACAGGGCAGGAACUCUGGCCUUCUACAGCAUCUCUGACACAAUGACCCUCCUGCACAGAGUCCAGACCACAUUCACUCACACACUCUACCCUGGGUUUAUCUGUUACGUUUCUGCAUCAGUGAAGCUGCUGUGACUGACAUGUCUAGAUGCUGUUAGCACAUACAUCUUACACAUCACAUCAUUUAACACAGGGGUGUCAAACUCAUUUUAGUUAAGGGGCCACAUACUGCCCACUUUGAUCUGUGGGCCAGACCAGUAAAAUCAUAGCAUAAAAACGCAUAUAUGACGACAAUAUUUCUCUAUGUUUAAAUCAUUGGUGAAGGUUUUUGGAUGAUAAACCCUAUUUUAAGGUCUUUCUACAAUAAACUAUAAACAUAAAGACCAAAAACUCAGACAUCAGCCCACUGUUCAUCUGCCUGGGCUCUCCUCUGCAGAUUCCCUCGCUUUGUGACGCGUUUGACGUCAAGCGCGUCACAAAGCGAGCAUUGCUGCCUGUGGCAAUGAGCGCUUCCGCCUCCGGAGCAGAUAUCGCAUUUACGCUGUUUUUGAAGCAAUUACUGGAUCGAUUAAAAAAAUUACUAAAGGUUUGUACUCAUAAACCUCCAUAUUCUUAAGAGACAUUCUGAUUCACAACACUUGAAAUCUAUUAAGAAACAAGUGCAAUUUGUAGAUAGCAGCUACUUUUAUAGAAAUGCAAUUUAUGUCUUUCUGUAAUUUUCACACUUAGCAAAGUCAUCCGCCGGGCCGAGCUGGACCCCCUGGUGGGCCGGAUCCAGCCCGCGGGCCAUAUGUUUGUCACCCCUGAUUUAACACAUCACUCACACAUUAGCAGUGGCGUUUCUACAUUAGGGGCACAUGGGGCACUGCCCCACCAGAUCCAGAUGGCGCUGUGGUGCAGAAAGCUCAAUACAUCUGUGCUUU
Messenger RNA from Clupea harengus (Atlantic herring), 1928 nucleotides. RefSeq names its product tripartite motif-containing protein 16-like. NCBI's taxonomy places the organism in Eukaryota, Metazoa, Chordata, Actinopteri, Clupeiformes, Clupeidae. The record is from RefSeq and is a predicted model, not a curated record. The transcript is spliced from 2 exons. Gene Ontology annotation, molecular function: zinc ion binding; protein binding. The coding region runs from base 538 to 1140 and encodes 200 amino acids.